Messenger RNA from Juglans microcarpa x Juglans regia, 1799 nucleotides. RefSeq names its product zinc finger CCCH domain-containing protein 43-like. Bases 113 to 1585 code for a protein of 490 amino acids. Gene Ontology annotation, molecular function: mRNA binding; metal ion binding. NCBI's taxonomy places the organism in Eukaryota, Viridiplantae, Streptophyta, Magnoliopsida, Fagales, Juglandaceae. The record is from RefSeq and is a predicted model, not a curated record. The transcript is spliced from 6 exons.
AAAGUUAUAUACCUUUUCUUUCGCACGAUACCUUUCUCCUUCCCCCUUUUCCGGCUGGCUUUCUCAAACCUUUUGGUUCUGCGAAUUUAGGGUUUUGAAAUGUGGAGAUAGGAUGGAAGCCUCUGAAUCAAUCUACGUUCCCAAUUCCAACAACAAAGACGCCGAAUCUGGUUUUCAGUCUUCACUUUCUCCUAAUCCCUAUCUCGAUCAUGCACCGUCUGAUCCCAAUCAUACGCCAGAGGAGGUCACACUGGUCACCCUUGGAAAGCUUCAGCAACUUAAUUUGAAGGAUAUAUCAGAGCCGUUGCCGAAGGAAGAGGCUGAGAAAGAUGGGAACUGCGAUUUUAAAGAGGCCCAGGAAGGGCAGGAGGAUGAGAAACGGAAGGGAGAUUCGAAUUGGGAAGAAGAGAAGGGCGGUGAGAGCGAAUGCAACGGUUGGGAUGAUAAUGGGAGUGAGAAUGAAAUUGUGAUUGACAAGCUCGUACUAGCAGAAGGUGAUGAGGUGGAGGAUACGGGUGAGAGAAAUGGUAUUACUGUUACCGAAAUGAUUCAGUAUCAGUACCCCGUGCGGCUCGAGGCCGAAGAUUGCGCCUUUUACCUCAAGACUGGGACGUGUAAGUUUGGAUCCAAUUGCAAGUUCAAUCACCCUGUGAGAAGGAAAAACCAGGCUGUUAGGGAGAAGGUGAAGGAGAGGGAAGAACCCUCAGAGAAGCCAGGCCAGACGGAAUGCAAGUAUUACUUGAGUUCAGGGGGGUGCAAGUACGGAAAUGCGUGUAGAUACAAUCACACAAGAGGCAACACUUCAGGAACCAUUCUUUUAGAUUUUAACUUUCUGGGUUUGCCAAUCCGACCGGAAGAAAAAGAGUGCCCCUACUACAUGCGUACUGGCUCCUGCAAGUAUGGUGCAAACUGCAAGUUUAAUCAUCCUGACCCUACAGCCGUGGGAGGAAGCAAUAAUCCUUCCGGAUAUGGUAAUGGUGGAUCUGCUACAUUGGGUUCUUCCCAAUCAUCGAUGAGAUCCUGGUCCUCACCUAGGCCAUUGAAUGAAACUGCUGCCUUUGUACCAAUGGUUCUUUCACCAACGCGCAGGGUUCCUCCCAAAAAUCCAGAAUGGAAUGGGUAUCAGGUUCCUGUAUAUCCAUCUGAAAGGAGUACGAAUUUUCCUGUCGCCUAUGUUGUGAGCCCAGCAGCGGCCGAACCUAAUGUCUAUAUGCACCAUCAGCAGCAGAUUCAAGUUGAAGAAUAUCCAGAACGACCUGGCCAACCUGAGUGCGGUUAUUUCUUAAAAACUGGGGAUUGCAAGUUUAAAUCAAAUUGCAAAUAUCACCACCCUAAGGAUAGGAUUGUGAAGUCACCCCCAUGCACUCUCAGUGACAAAGGUCUUCCUUUGAGACCUGAUCAGAAUAUCUGUGCAUAUUAUAGUAGCUAUGGCAUUUGCAAGUACGGGCCAGCUUGUAAAUUUGACCAUCCAAUACACCCAGUUUCUUCACCAAUGACUGGAGUUGAUCAGCAUCUUUCUUAUGACAAGGCUGGGGAGGCUGGAAGUCAAAGCGGAAGCGAUUCCAAUCUCCUGCAGACUCUGUAAAAAAAAUUUUGCACUAGAGGCCCUAGCAAUGUUAGCAUUCACAGAAUCACAGUACCAAGGAUUUGUAAGCUCAUAUUUUAUGUAACAAAACGAGAAUGGGGUUGUUUUUUAAAGGGGGCUGAGCAGAUUUGGUAACUGCAAAUUGCAAUGCCAAAAAAGCCCUCAUAGCUCUUUUAAAUUUUUAAUCUAUCAAAAUCUCAUUUCUUAUUUCUUA